Messenger RNA from Agrilus planipennis (emerald ash borer), 3137 nucleotides. Its product is annotated as cilia- and flagella-associated protein 251-like. The coding region runs from base 122 to 3070 and encodes 982 amino acids. NCBI's taxonomy places the organism in Eukaryota, Metazoa, Arthropoda, Insecta, Coleoptera, Buprestidae. The record is from RefSeq and is a predicted model, not a curated record. The transcript is spliced from 20 exons. Gene Ontology annotation, molecular function: protein binding. Gene Ontology annotation, cellular component: motile cilium.
UAUACAUCAAUUUUACUUGUCACUACUGUUAUAGUUAUACAUAUUUAGUACCUACCUAUUAAAACAUUUAUUUAUUUUAUAUAUUUUAGAGGAAUGGUGUGAGAAAGGAUAAUCAGAAAAUAUGGAUUUUCUUCGUGAAGAAAUUCAAUAUCUUUCGGACAUACAAAACACAGGAUACUCAUUAGAUGGCGAAGAAGGAGAACAAAGUUUCAUUGAAGAAUGUGAAAUUGAAUCAUCAGAAUCUAGUGAAUCCUCCCACGUCAAUAGAUUAACGCCAUUUUUUUUGGCUUUCGCCUAUGGAAUAAAUAUUGAAGUCCCGUUAAUAAAUCUGUCAACCAAAAACUACUUGAAGAUAUUCUAUGCUGCAGCUCACGCUGGAAUUAUCAGAAUUGUAACCGACCACUCCCAAAAGCCCUUACAGGGUCAUAAACACGAAAUCACCAGCAUUGCAACUGAUGUCCAUGGAAUGUACUUGGUGACUGCUGAUGCAGGUGACGAAAACGCUCUUCAUUUUUGGGACGGUACCGAAGGAAAGUUGUUCUACAGCAUUUUCACCCCACAUAAACAAUACGGAAUGGCCAAAAUAGCCAUGAGUCCAAAUGCCAAGUACAUUGCCACGGUUGGAAACGAACCAAUGCCGGUAGUAAAAUUUUGGCAAUGGACCUACGGAAGAGAGGAAGCCGAUGGUUCCUGGUUGGUUCCAAAGUACUACGGAAGGCCUGUCAAAGUUUGUUUCAAUCCUAACAUCCAAGAACAUUUAAUGGUCUCGUUUGAAAGACAGGCUGUGUUUUUAGAAUGGGAUCCUGAAGAGUCAGAGCUUCGGGAAGUCGCUACCCCAGAAUUAAGGACCAAAAGAACUCGGGGUAUGAUAACUGGUUGCACUUACGUCUACAAUUGUCACGAAUGUUUUGCUUCCCUGGACAAUGGGACAAUAAACGUUUAUGGUAAAACAUUUUUCGUCCUGCCCCUCGAAGAGAGAGAAUUGACAAAUAACAAAAUUUACGUGAAAACAAUCAAAGUAUCCAAGUACCCCAUUACAACAAUCGACACGGUUGAUGAAAUGGUAGUCACGGGUGAUGGUAACGGUUAUAUAAAAUUUUAUGACAAACGGUUAAAACUAUUGCAGUGGGCACAGAAUUUUACCGUGGAAACCAUCAAGUCUUUCAGUUUCACCCCUGAGCCCAGAAAAAUCAAAUUAAAACAGCCGUUAGAAUUUGACGAAGACGACUCCUUCAGAAAUACCCCAGAUUAUGAAGAUCGCUCCGAAGAAUACGAAACGUUAUACGCCCAGUUGGUACCUUCGGAUGCCACGCUACAAAAGUUACCUUUCAUCGUUAGAAAUUUUUUCGUAGUGACUUCAGGAGCGGAUGUAUUUGCUAUAGACUUCGUAAACAAUUCUAUUCGACCUGUUGUCACGAAAGUUGUGUCAAUUGUCACCGCUAUCGAUGUCCAUACUGAAAGGCCCUAUAUCGCGAUAGGCUACGAUAUAGGGGUCCUACAUCUAGUAAAUUAUGAAGACAACAAGUUCAUACUUGAAAGCCGAGUGCCCGAUGAAACUGCAACAAAUGAGAGUGGGAUGGAAGUAAAAAACGAAGUGGCUGUACUGAAGUACCACCCCCAAUCUUUAAUUCUUGUUUGUGCUACUUCCACUGGAAGUAUCUGGUUGCUCGAUCCAGUUCUGCUAGACCCCCAGCACGAAAUACCUUACAGACCAUCGAAAGGAAACGUUUUAAAAUUGUGUUUUUCAAACUGCGGAAACUACGUUGCUUACUACGAUAGCAAUAAAACUGUUUGCCUGUUCCACUAUAGUUCAGCCUUCAGUUUAACGUUCGUUGGUAAAGUUCGGGCCCAUUACAAGCCCCUGACUAGUAUUAUCUUUUCUGCGUAUGAACCACCUCGAUUAUUUACAAUCGGGGAAGAUAGGGUCCUUGUGGAAUAUGAAGUGAAAGACAGUUGUGAAGACGAAGUCCUUAAUGUGAUUCAUUCUGAGAGAAUAUCGCAAUCAGCAAUACCAAUAAGCAUUUCUUAUCUGCCAAAAAAGCCCACUACCAAACACUGGGACUUCUGUCUUACAGACGAUCAGUUCAAAUUUAGAACAAUUAACGAUCAAACAUUAAUGUGUAGGUCGGUGUCUUUAGGGCCUACCUACGGUUGUUUCGAUGAGUCCAUUGUUACGAAAACAGAGAUUUUGAAAAGCGACGAAAAUUAUCUAAUUUUUAUGAACAGUACGAGGAUAGGUCUCAUUAAAUUACCUUACGAUGGGAAUCCUUACAGGUAUAUAGGGAUUACAGGGCACCCGAAAAAGCUACGAACUUUUGUACAAAGUACAGAUGGAAAAUAUCUUUUUACAAUAGGCGAAAAUGACAGAACGAUAUUGAGAUGGGAAAUACACUCGAUUGGUGUAGAUUAUUUGGAAAAAAUGGGCGGUGACGAACUUCAGCCGUUUUACUGCUUGAUAGAGGGUGGCAAGGAAGGGUGGCUAUACAAAGAAAUGGAAGACUUGUUCUAUUACAUGCAAAUUCUUCAUCAGGGGGCUAAUACACUGUUACCGAGACAAGUUAGCGACUACAUUUCGAUAUCAGAAAUCCCAGAUUUAAUGAGAGCCUGUGGAUUUUACCCUACAGAAUACGAGAUAGAAGAUAUGAUAGUAGAUAUACGGUACCGCGAUUUUAACGAAACUGGUGAAAUUCGAGAUCAAGCAUCCUUUUUGGAAUUCGUUAAAUUGUAUAUAAAUCACAGACCUGUGCAUGGAAUUUCUGUAGAUGCCUUGAAGUCAGCUUACAAUACUUUCAAAGAAGAGGAAGAAAUUGAUGAACCCCUUACAAGGGAAGCAUUUAUUGAAGGCAUGUGUGAAAUAGGUGAGGCAUUUACAAAACCGAAACUAUCAAAAUGUCUUUCGGUAUUACUUCACUUCGAUGGCAAUCAGGACUAUAAGCAAGAGUUCUUCUUUCUUCCAGAGGAAAUUGACUUUGAUUUCUUCCUGAAUGACAUGCUAGGAAUUGAUAUGAACAGAACCAACGUUGAAGAAGCAAAGGUUUCUAAAAAUCAAGCAGACGAAGACAUAAUCUGACGGUUUAUUAAUUUAUAUUAAAUUUAUUCAUAAUUACUGAAACAUUGUCAUACAAACAGUUGUAAAC